AUGCCUGGUACUGUUGCAGUCCUUAGGACGAGUCCUGUUCGUAUCGGUGCACAGCUGGACGAGUCUCAAGCUUAUUUUCACAGACUAUUUUGGACGUUUCCACCAUGUAUCGAGGCAUUCCGUCAUUGCAAGCCCCUAGUUAGUAUUGACGGCACCCAUCUCUAUGGCAAGUAUGGGGAAACGUUGCUUGUCGCGAUUGCACAGGACGGAAACUCCAACAUACUCCCUGUGGCAUUCGCAUUAGUCGAGGGUGAGAAUGCUGAGUCGUGGGCCUUCUUUCUCUCCCACCUGCGUGAGCAUGUGACACUGCAGCCGGGUCUGCUGGUUAUAUCGGACAGGCAUAACGGCAUCAAGGCCGCGCUUGAGGCUCCUGACGGAGGAUGGUUACCUCCGUCUGCAUACCAGACAUUCUGCAUUCGACAUGUAGCGGCAAAUUUUGCCCUAACCUUCAAGGGCAAAGACGCAAGGAGGCUACUUGUGAAUGUGGCAUACGUUAAGACCGAGGUCGAGUUCCAUUACUGGUUUGAUAUUCUGAGGUCUAAAGACCCGGCGAUGUGUGACUGGGGUGUCAGAAACCUUCCUGUGUACUCGCUAGUGAAGGCAACAUACGGAAGGUUGGCCGAAUUAUUUGUUCGCAAAGGGAGAGAGGUUGAGGCACAGCAGGGAACCGGACAACAAUUUAGUCAGCACUUGGUAAAGUGUAUAGAGGCCAACUUGAAUACGGCUCGGUGCUUCACGGUGACUUUGGAUGACAGGGAUAACUCCGAGUUCACCGUCGCAGAGACAACUCCUACUGGUUCUUUCUCACUGGGUAGCUACAGAGUCUCGCUUGCAUCUCAGACAUGUGACUGCAGAUACUUCCAGGCCCUUCAUUUUCCGUGUCCCCACGCACUGGCAUGCUGUGCCUAUUCACGGCUUACAUGGGAGCCUUACGUCCACCAGUGCGAUGUAUUGUGA
Messenger RNA from Arachis stenosperma, 957 nucleotides. RefSeq lists its product as uncharacterized. Gene Ontology annotation, molecular function: zinc ion binding. Bases 1 to 957 code for a protein of 318 amino acids. NCBI's taxonomy places the organism in Eukaryota, Viridiplantae, Streptophyta, Magnoliopsida, Fabales, Fabaceae. The transcript has 3 exons. The record is from RefSeq and is a predicted model, not a curated record.